AGCUGAACAUGGGCCAGCGCUGCUCGGACACGCGCGGGAUUGUCUUUGAGGACGUGCGUGUCCCCAAGGAGAACGUGCUGAUUGCGGAGGGCGCCGGCUUCAAGAUCGCCAUGGGCGCCUUUGACAAGACCAGGCCCCCUGUGGCAGCGGGGGCCGUGGGGCUGGCGAGGCGAGCGCUCGACGAGGCCACGCGGUACGCGCUGGAGAGGAAAACCUUCGGGAAACCCAUCGUGGAGGUGAGUUUAGAGUCUGAUCCAGCACAGACCCCGAUCCCACAGAGCUCCUUGAACACAACUUCCCAAGUGUGCUGAAUUUGCAAAUUAAGAAAUGAAGAUAAUAUUGUUUAUUAGGGAAGAUUCAUUCCCAGAAAAGCCUGGCUCUGGCAGAGUCCCCAUCCUGGAGGUGUGUUUAGAGUUACUCAUGGGAAAGUCUG
This is a messenger RNA of Cyanistes caeruleus (blue tit), 433 nucleotides long. Lineage: Eukaryota; Metazoa; Chordata; Aves; Passeriformes; Paridae. The record is from RefSeq and is a predicted model, not a curated record.